Lathyrus oleraceus (garden pea) is the source of this 2177-nucleotide messenger RNA. RefSeq lists its product as uncharacterized. NCBI's taxonomy places the organism in Eukaryota, Viridiplantae, Streptophyta, Magnoliopsida, Fabales, Fabaceae. The transcript has 4 exons. The record is from RefSeq and is a predicted model, not a curated record. Bases 139 to 1452 code for a protein of 437 amino acids.
CUUCCUCACUUAGUAGUGCUUCUUACCUUCACUCACUCACACACACUCACUCGCAUCAAAAACAGUGUAACAGUAACUACAAAAAGCGAAGAAGAAAAACAAGAGUUUCCGACUCUCUGAAAGCUUCUCGCUUUCUCAAUGGGGACUCGAAUCCCUUCGCAUCAGUUAAGCAGUGGACUCUAUGUUUCGGGUCGACCCGAACAGCCGAAGGAGCGGUUACCGACAAUGUCGUCGCGCUCUGUUCCGUACACCGGCGGUGACCCCAAGAAAUCCGGCGAGCUUGGUAAAAUGCUUGAUAUUCCUGGAUUGGAUCCUAAAUCUUCUCAUCCGUCUUCUUCCUCUCAACAUAACAGUGGUCAGGCGAGAUCCAGACCGAACUCGGGUCCAAUUGGAAGGAAUAGCGGUUCGGGUCAAAUUGGAAGGAAUAGCGGUUCCGGUAAUAUGUCAAGGAAAUCAACUGGCUCCGGUCCUAUAGCGUUGCAGCCGACUGGGUUAAUCACGUCGGGACCAGUGGGAUCCGGUCCGAUUAAUGUGAGUAGGCGGUCGGGUCAGCUGGAGCAACCCGGUUCGGUUGGAGCAGGGAAAGCGGUUUAUGGUUCGGCGGUGACGAGUUUGGGCGAUGAAGUGAAAGUUGGGUUUAGGGUUUCGAGGUCGGUGGUGUGGAUUUUUAUGGUGGUGGUUGCAAUGUGUUUGCUUGUUGGAGUGUUUUUGAUGGUGGCUGUGAAGAAACCGGUGAUCUUGUUUGCACUUGGAGGGAUUAUUGUGCCGGUUGUUGUUUUGAUUACUUGGAAUUGUGUUUGGGGAAGAAAAGGGCUUUUAGGGUUUGUUAAAAGGUAUCCUGAUGCUGAACUUAGAGGUGCCACUGAUGGACAGUAUGUUAAGGUUACUGGGGUUGUAACUUGUGGCAGUAUUCCUUUGGAGUCAUCUUAUCAAAGAGUAUCUAGAUGUGUGUAUGUCUCCACAGAAUUAUAUGAAUAUAAAGGAUGGGGUGGGAAAUCAGCGAAUCCUAAACAUCGAUGUCUUACUUGGGGUUCUAGAUACUCUGAGAAAUACGUAGCAGACUUCUAUAUAUCAGACUUCCAGACCGGGUUAAGAGCAUUAGUGAAAGCAGGCUAUGGUGCCAAAGUUGCUCCUUUCGUGGAACCCACUACUGUUGUUGAUGUUACAAAGGAGAACAGAGAGUUAUCUCCAAACUUCUUAGGCUGGCUCGCAGACCGCAAACUCUCUACUGAUGACCGAAUAAUGCGCCUCAAGGAAGGGUACAUCAAAGAAGGCAGCACAGUAAGUGUGAUGGGAAUAGUCCGUCGACACGAGAAUGUGCUCAUGAUUGUUCCUCCAACAGAGCCUGCCUCAACUGGUUGUCAAUGGAGCCGCUGCCUUUUGCCAACCAACGUUGAAGGUCUUAUCAUGACAUGUGAGGACAACCAAAAUGCCGAUGUCAUUGCUGUUUAGUGUAAUCUUCCCUCGCUUUCUGUUCCUCGGAAAUAGAUGUCACAAUACUGAGUUGGCACAAACCGAUGGGGAAAUCCUAUGCUACGGAAUAAGUAUUAUUUCCUUUCCACAUGCACGUUUUCCGAAGAAGAUCCAUAGCAGAUUACUAAUAUUUUCCUAAUAAUCAGAAUACCACCUCAUUGAUAUGACAUGAGAUUUGGAUUUGCUGCGGUCAACAAUCUACGCAUUCACACAGUUAGCUCGUUGAUGGCCUUUGGAUUGAGAUCGGACAAUUUAAAUUCAAGAUCGGUAUUUUAGUUUUUUCAAAUUAAAAUAUAAAUUUAAAUGUGAACUAACUCCGGUGUCAAUCCAACUAUCACCAACAUACUGACUGCGUGAAGCGUUGCAUAACUUACCACAAAAAUUCAAACCCAUAUUAUGUGAGGAUUCAUCAAGGCCAAACUAAAAACAGUUUGGGAAUAUGAUAUCAAUGUUUCCACGAAGUUGAGCAUUGUUAUUUUUCUAUUUAUUUUAUGUACAUAUAGCUAGAGGAGCCCAAAGGGGUUCAUAGUAGUUGCUUUAUUAUGUUUGAGCUGAUUUCUAGAAGGAUUGUAGUUUUGUUGACAAAUAUUAAUUGUCAAUGCUUGGUUAAGUUUUAUUCUUAAGUUGAUAUUAUUUUGUUAUGCCACUGUUACUAGUUGUAAAAAUUGAAAACUAUCAAUGUUAGCACGAUAAAGCUGUGUAAA